Molecule: messenger RNA, 5551 nt
Organism: Acanthopagrus latus (yellowfin seabream)
Lineage: Eukaryota; Metazoa; Chordata; Actinopteri; Spariformes; Sparidae
Gene: kcnv1
Product: potassium voltage-gated channel modifier subfamily V member 1
Exons: 4
Coding region: 2280-3761 (493 amino acids)
Biological process (GO): protein homooligomerization; potassium ion transmembrane transport
Cellular component (GO): membrane; voltage-gated potassium channel complex
Molecular function (GO): voltage-gated potassium channel activity; protein binding
Source: RefSeq, a predicted model, not a curated record
AAUGCAUGUACUGGAGUAUUUUCACAGUACUUUUACUUAUGUAAACCAUCUUAGUAUGACGUAAAACAAGACGAGCAAACAGCAGAUCAAACAUCUCAAUAAAAAAAAAGAAAUUCUUUUCAUUUUAGUCUUUAAUCACAGAAAUGUUUUAUAUUCAGGUCGUUGUAAUAAGUGUGAGUUCACAGAUAAUAAGGUCAGUAUUAGUCUUUACAGGAUGCUUAUGAGACUUAUAAGAAACCUCGACUGCCUUUUUUUGGUCAUUGUUACACCUUUUUUUAAGCUGUUUUAUUGCUUUAUUAAAAAAUAUUAAACAUUAUUUAAUCAUUUAUUCAUUAACAUUGACUUUGCUUUGUGCAGGCGCUGGAUCUAAAGCAAGAAUCGUCUUUUAUCACAGCCAAUAAAACCUUUAUUAUUAAAUGGGAGAGAAAAAAAAAUACAAUUUGGGUUUCUUUCUGUCCGUGGCUCAUAUUUAAUGAUGUCACGAUUUUGGUCGUACAUUGACUGAAACACGUUCUCGAUUUCGAUUAUUGAAAUCAAAAGCGAUCGAGUGUAUCUGAGGACGGCACAGCUAGCUUAGCAUUAGCCUGCAGCGUCACUUCCAGACUCUUCUCCUGUGUGAUGAAGACGAUCAGCUGACUGGCACCAGAGGAACAGAUGGAUUUAUUGUCUUUGUCAGAGAUCCUUUAUUGAUUUGAAUGUGAAGAGGGUUCACUCUGGACAGAUCUGAGGAACUUUGUAACAAACUGAAUUUCUUUGAAUCACUGAAUGCUGCUGUUUGUUCUUGACCCCUGGAAUCUUUAUUUUUAGUGAAUAUUAUUUGAACUUGUCUAAACCUCACCUUCAAAAUGUGACCCAGAUGUGACGCCCAAAUCAACGUGGAUUUGGAGACUGCCCCUCUCAUAUUGCUGCCUGUCGUUAACGCCGUUCACAUGAGGCAGGGAUCCGUUUAUAAGUGAUCAGUUUCACACCACGUCAGAAUCAAACCCCGGAGACGAGCUGCUGACGAGCUGCUGCAUAUUUCAUGUUUUGGUGUAAAUGAUUCAAACAAACACGCAGGCUCCUGUUGUGGGCCCCUGACGACAGCUCACAUGUGGCCCUGAGACGACGAGUCACUGCAACACCUGCAUGAUCCAGAACCGCUGAAGGACUCUGAGCCGCCCUUCAACCACAACAGCUGCAGAAGGACGGCGCUGACCCAGAACUCUGUCCGUCCGUCUGCCGGCCCACCUCGGUCUCUGCUCAAAUGGCCUCAUGUAACAUUCAGAGUGUAAGUGUUAGAGAGAUGACAGUGUUGGACAGAGACACCUAGCAAAAGGGAAUGAAUGAUCACAGGAACAGUAGCAUUAGAUCUAUUAAUUAGCUAAGCCAGCUGAAAUAUUUAAAUAUUGCAGCAGCCGGAGAUCGUCGAGAAGUAGGACACCGCCAGAGGCUUCAUCUCAUUCAGCUGCACGUCUGUUUCUCAUCUCGUGGAUCCUUCUUUGAGUUUUCUUUUCUUUUUUUCCUCCCGCGUUUUCUGUCUGCGAUUCUCUUUGAUUCAUUCUUUCUGUGCUGAGGUUCAGUGAGGAUAUUCUUGAAAGAGCUCCUUUAAACUGUCCGCAGAUCUGUUACAGCAGCAAUAUGAGUAUUACAAAAACUGCUACUGCAGAGAGAUAUAUGAAGAAUAAAGAAUGGAGAAUCCUUCAUGGGUUCAUUUAAAAUACAUUUAGCUUUAACUGUGGAAUUAUGACACAAAAUGACCAAAAGAAACAACGACAUAAAAAAGCAAGUCUUUGAAAUGUGUGAAGGGAUGUAACAGCUGACGGCUUUUUUGUCUUUUGAGAUGUUCGGUUCACUUUCGAGGAUGCCCCUGUCAAACCCAAUCAUGACGCUGAGUCUCUGGGCUCGUUUAGCAGCCCUGUGUUCACCUGGCCUGUUACAGGAGCAGCAGAGGACCAGGACGGAGGCUGGAGAGGUCGGUGUGUUUACUGGAGAAACUACAGCUAUACACCACCGUAUCAAACACAGAACUAAGCAGAGCUGAUGUCGCGCUGAGAGCAGAAGAAGGUGAAACCAAAUGCAAGGCUGGCAGAUGAGUUUCAGAACCACGGGAGCGGGCUCAGGCAAACACACCCGAUGACUGGACUGAGGACUGAGCUACACACUGGACUGACACAGUGACUCUAAUAGGAUGAUCAGCUGUUUGCUAACAUGUUAGCCACAUCAUCUUGUCACAGCUUGAGUUCCUCUGCCCCCCUCUGGUAAAAAGAACCAGUAAAUACAGCUGAAAAGGACUCUCCACCAUGAGCUCUGCGGUGGGGGCGGAGCUCUACAGUGGCAGCGCCUCCCCGGUGUCUCUGGACUCCAGUGUUUUCUUCAGCGAGAUGGCGGCGUCCAGCAUCAAAGACCCGCUCGACUUCUUCAUCAUCAACGUCGGGGGAAGUCGCUACGUGCUGUCGCAGGAGCUGCUGGCUUCCUACCCGGAGACCCGGCUGGGGAAACUAGCCUGCUGCAGCCGAGACUCAGCGCUGGAGCUCUGCGACGACGCCGACCUCCUGGAGAACGAGUUCUUCUUUGACCGAAACUCACAGACCUUCCAGUAUGUGAUGAACUACUAUCAGACGGGUCACCUUCAUGUAAUGGAGGAGCUGUGUGAGAUCUCCUUCCUGCAGGAGAUCCAGUACUGGGGCAUCGACGAGCUUCGCAUCAACCCCUGCUGCCGCGAACGUUACUACCGCCGCAAGGAGCUGAAGGAAACCCUCGACAUACAGCGAGAGUUCGAGGCCGAGGACGACGUAGACGACUUUGUGGGAGCUGCCUGUCCGGCUUUCCGGCGCCGCCUGUGGGACCUCCUGGAGAAACCUGACUCAUCGCGAGCCGCUCGCACCUUCGGCUCGCUCUCUGUCUUCUUCGUGGUGGUGUCGGUCAUCAACAUGGUGCUCAUCUCGCUGGACCUCGAGGAGGACUUGGGUGUGAGUGGCGUUGGCACCAGAGCGCCGCUGCUGUUCGACGCCCUUGAGUACGUGUGCGUGGUGUGGUUCACCGGUGAGCUGGCACUCCGGUUCCUCUGCGUGAGGGAUAAGUGCCGCUUCAGUCGAAGUAUCCCCAACGUGAUCGACCUGCUGGCCAUCCUGCCGUUCUACGUGACGCUGGCGGUGGAGAACCUCCACGGAGGAAGCACCGAGCUGGAGAACAUGGGCCGCGUGGUGCAGGUCCUCCGGCUGCUGAGGUCGCUCCGUAUGUUGAAGCUGGGGCGACACUCGACAGGCCUCAAGUCUCUGGGGAUGACCAUCGCUCAGUGCUACGAGGAGGUCGGCCUCCUUCUCCUCUUCCUCGGUGUCGGUAUCUCCAUCUUCGCCACGGUGGUCUUCACUCUGGAGCACGACCUUCCCGCCACCACCUUCACCAGCGUCCCGGCCGCUUGGUGGUGGGCGACCACCUCCAUGACGACAGUCGGAUACGGAGACGUCCGGCCGGACACGGCCGUGGGGAAGUUGCUGGCCUUCCUCUGCAUCCUGUCGGGGAUCCUGAUCCUGGCGCUCCCCAUCGCCAUCAUCAACGAGCGCUUCUCCGCCUGCUACUUCACCAUGAAGAUGAAGGAGGCGGCGGUGCGGCAGGGCGAGAUGCUGAAGAGGCUGGCCCGCGGCUCUGUGGGCGGGGCCAGUGUGGCGGGAAGCGUGAACCUGAGGGACGCCUAUGCCCGGAGCGUCAUGGAGAUGUUGAGACUGCACGGGCGGGAGAGGGUGAGCACCCGGAGCAGCGGAGGAGAAGAGCUGUGGUGGUAGAACCAGAACCAGAACCGGACCUGAUGGUUCACUGCUGCCUGACCUCUGACCCGUCUGGAGGUCUGAUGAAGAUGUUUGUUACAGCAUCCAGAACAUGAGAUGCAUGUAAACAUCUCUUCAGUCACUUAAGGAUUAUUACUGUUACUGUAUGACUAAAGUACUGCAGUAAAAGUACUUUACUUUUGUAGUAAAAGUACUUUAAUUUUACUGCAGAUUAUUUCCAUGUUGGACUUUAACUAUGAAGAAAAUUACUGGAAUAAUCAGCUGGUAAUCAAAUAAUCACUUUUCACAGAAAGAUGUGUAACAAUGUCUGAGUUCAGCUACAAAUAUCAUUUAUAUUUAUUAAAACAUGCAGUAAAAUGAGACCCUAAACGUUUGACUUGGUGCUGCAGCGCGACCAGACGUGACAUUAACGACACUGACGAUAAAAAUAAUCAGUUAAGAAAAAAACAUUCAACACAAGUGAGUUUUUGGAAGAGCUUUAAACGAGAAGAGCUCCACAGCUGAGCGGAAAUAAAACUUUGAUAUGACUGUAAACUGAUUCGGGGUCAGUGGUGAAGACAUUGUGUGUGUUUUCUAUGUGAUUUCUGGGUUUUUGUGGAGUUUUUUCCGUCUUGUAUCUGUUUAAUUAGUCCAGCCUGAGUCCCCCAGUCAGCUUUCACCUCCACACCUGAACUUCAUCUUCCUGCUCGCAGUGUUUUUGCAGCUCUCUGUCUGUUUCUGGUGUUUGACCGCCUCACUCCACCUGCACCUCGUCCCCUCGUUAGUUUAGUUUGUAUUUAGGUCCAGAGUUUUGUUCUGUGUGUCUGAGAUCCCUCUGUUCUGUCUCCCUGCUCCUGCUGCAGAAAUCCUUAUUAAAACCUCGUCCAUCACAUUUCCUGCCUGCUGUCUCGUACAUCGACAGACACGACGUGUGACACCAACAGACAUCAAACCAGGGAUUAUUCAGUGAUUUAAUAUGACCUGCUCAAAAACAGUCAGUGCGUUAAAGGAGGAUUAAAUUCAGUCAUCUCCUCUGCUGCUGACACUUCUGGAGCUUCACUGAGAAACAACACAAAUAAACCACAGAGUCUGUUUCAGCUGAAUCUAUAAACUGUUGUCAGAAACAUCCUGUUUUGGAUUUAAAUGUCUGAUUCUGUCACCACUAAUGUACGUAACACUUGUAAAUGUUGGAACGUGGACGUGAUCUGAUGCUUCUGGAUUCAGAGGAGAGAAUAUUUCUGUUUCCGUGUGAACAACAUGAACUCUGUGCACCGUCUCAGAGGACACGUGCAGUAAUGAGCGUUGUGUAGAAGUCGGUUUUAAACCCUCCAGGCUGUUUUUUAUUUUGGUGGCAGUACUUGUUGUAUAUUUUCUGUCAUCACUCUGUGACUCAGCUGUGUAAUAAAGGCCGUUGUCCUGCUGCUCUUUUCAAAUAUCACAGCGACGCCUGAAGGCCUGAAUUAAAACAGUGACCGGUGAGCAGCUGCCUCCGUGUCUCUGCUUCCUCGCGGUCGUGUUUGCAGUUCAGCUGCUCCGUGUGGAUUUGAUUUCAGUGAUUUUCUCACAAAAUGUUGAAAUGUUCCUUUUAUCACAGCUGAUAUUCAGAGAAACAUGUUGGUCGACCCUGAAUCUGACUCAGACCACAGCAGCAUUAACAUCGUCGUGCUCGAUGUUCUGCUGCACUCGUAUUUUUAGGUCCAAAAUCCUCCUGAUCUCAGAGCGCAGCAGUGCAGCACGACAGUCUGAAAGUCAUUUAUAUUUGCAUUUUACUUUUAAGAGGAUAAAAAGAUUAUUAAAGUAAAUCUUAA